Pipistrellus nathusii (Nathusius's pipistrelle) is the source of this 1773-nucleotide messenger RNA. Lineage: Eukaryota; Metazoa; Chordata; Mammalia; Chiroptera; Vespertilionidae. The record is from the annotation of a GenBank genome assembly.
AUGGCGGGCGACGGGCGGCGGGCGGAGUCGGUGGUUGAAGGAUGGGGGCUGCACGUGACACCCAGGGCCCCCCUGCGGGAGGGGAGGCGCCGGCUCGCCCCGGAACUCGGCGGCCGCAGUGACGCACCGGCGCACGCAACGCCGUCGCCGUCGCCGACGCGCCACGCCCGGCGGGAAGUGAGGUUUUCGGAAGAGCCGCCGGAAGUGUACGGCGACUCGGAGCCCCCGGUGGCCAACGAUAGGUCUCCGAUGGGAAAGCGAGUCCAGCUGAGAGAGUUCCGGCCCCACUCUACCAAAGAGGAAGUGAGGGAGAGCGCCUACAACCUACGGUCCCAGCGGCGGAGGCAGCCGCGGCUCCCGGACGCCGGCGAGAUGAAUACGCGAAGCGCUGCGCGCCUCCAGCCGGACAGCUCCCCGCAGCCUCCCCUGCGGCGGGCUAUGGCCCCGAGACGGUUUCGGGACUCUCACUCCUCGGAAGAGGAAGAGCUAUCUCCGCAAACUGAUGUAAGCCAAACAGUCUCAAAGAAAACUGUCAGGAGAACACAAGAGAUUUCAGUGAUGAGUGAAAAUUCUCUACUUGGCCUGAGUGAAAAUUCUCUACUUAGACCCCCUCUAAGAAGUUCACACUCUGAAGCCACCAGUGUCCCACAGAAGGUCAAUUUCUCCGAAGAAGGUGACACUGAAGAAGAUGAUCAGGACAGCUCUGACAGUGUUGUUAAUUCUUACAAGGACAGAUCCAAGAAGUCUCUUGACUCUGGAGAUCAAACCAGCAGACCAAGUCAACAUCUAGAAUCAUUUUGGCAAUCAUCACAAAGUCAAGACUUCACAGCUUUUGAUAAGCAACAUUCAGUGCCAAGCCCGGGAUAUCAAAGAAACCUUCUGCAACGUGUUGACCAAACCACAAGAAUAAGGAAGACGAUGCCAAAUAACAGCUUCCAGAAAUCAGAGUUUGGAAACCAGUCUUCAUCAACCUUCAGGCAAUACAUGACUGGACAACCCAAAAAUGCAUCUUUUGUCAAGUGGGACUGGUGGUGGAUACUUCCUGUGCUCUUUAUUUUUGUCCUUGGGAGUUGGUGGUACACUCGUCGUGUUCCUGAGGUAGAAAACACUGCUGUGCAAGAGUUCCAGAACCAGAUGAAACAACUUAUGACGAAGUACCAAGGUCAGGAUGAGAAGCUGUGGAAAAGGAGCCUAACAUUCCUGGAAAAACAUCUCAACAGCUCCGAGCCUCGUCCUCAGCCUGCUAUCCUGCUGCUGACCGCUGCCCGUGACGCCGAAGAAGCUCUCAAGUGCCUGAGUGAACGAAUCGCCGACGCCUAUUCGUCCUCCCGCAGCGCCCGUGCCAUCCGGAUUGACGGGACGGGCAGGGCUACUGAGGACAGCGAUGCUGUGAAGCUAGAGGUGGACCAAGAACUGAGCAAUGGAUUCCAAAAUGGCCAGACGGCAGCCGUGGUGCACCGCUUCGAGUCCCUGCCCGCAGGCUCCACUUUGAUCUUCUAUAAGUAUUGUGACCAUGAAAACGCGGCCUUCAAAGAUGUAGCCUUGGUCCUGACCGUCUUGUUGGAGGAGGAGACCCUUGGAACCAGUCUAGGCCUAAAGGAAAUUGAAGAAAAAGUGAGGGAUUUCCUCAAAGUCAAGUUCACCAACUCUAACACACCCACCUCCUACAAACAUAUGGACCCAGACAAAUUGAGUGGGCUCUGGAGCCGCAUUUCCCACUUGGUCCUGCCUGUCCAACCUGAAAAUGCCCUGAAAAGGGGAAUCUGCUUAUAA